UUAACGUUUAGCAGCUCGCAAACCUGACUCGCUGACUCGUUUUCUGGUUACAGAUACCAUCUUCCAAAGUUCCAAACUUUGCUGAUUCUUUGUUUUCAGCAAUCGGUGACAACAUCCAUAUAUUGCUGUAUCAAACUACUUAACACUGAUGUUGUUAUGUAUGAUAGGGGCUAGUAGAGCGAGACGCCAUGGUUUCUGCUAAUGGACUAGCUACUGCACAGCCUCUUUUUUCUUUUGGAUUGAUUUCUGACGUCCAAUAUGCUGACAUUCCUGAUGGUCGCUCAUUCCUUGGUGUUCCACGGUAUUAUAGGCAUAGUAUUCUUGUAUUGCAGAGAGCAGUCAAAGAAUGGAAUACUCAUCAGAAGCAUAAGUUUGUGAUUAAUUUUGGAGAUAUUGUUGAUGGGUUUUGUCCCAAAGACCAAUCUCUGAAUACUGUAAAGAAAGUUGUGGAUGAUUUUGAGAUGUUCAGGGGACCCGUGUAUCAUAUGAUUGGCAAUCACUGCCUGUACAAUCUUCCUCGCAGCACAUUGCUUCCAUUAUUGAAGAUCCAAACUCUGGAUUGCCGUGCUUACUAUGAUUUCUCACUCGUGGCUGAAUAUAGAUUUGUGGUUCUGGAUGCCUAUGACAUCAGUGCCAUUGGUUGGCCUCAAGAUCAUCCAAGAACAGUGGAGGCCUUGAAACUUCUCAGGGAGAAGAAUCCAAAUGAAGAUAAGAACAGUCCGACAAAUUUGGAGGGGACUGAAAGGAGGUUUCUUAUGUUCAAUGGAGGCGUUGGAAAGGAACAGAUGGAAUGGUUUGAUUGUGUUCUCAAGGAGGCAACAAAAUUGAAACAGAAGGUGGUUGUAUGUUGUCAUCUGCCUCUAGAUCCUGGUGCAGCAACAGAGGAGGCACUAUUGUGGAAUUAUGAAGAAGUGAUGAACUUGAUACACAGAUACACUUGUGUUAAGGUUUGUCUUGCUGGACAUGAUCAUAAAGGUGGGUACUCUGUUGAUUCUCAUGGGGUACACCAUAGAGUUCUUGAAGCUGCUCUGGAAUGUCCUCCUGGCACGGAUGCAUUUGGAAACGUUGAUGUUUAUGAUGACAGGAUAUCACUAGUUGGAACCGGCAGAAUGGAGAGUACAGACAUGCAGUUUAAUCCCAACGUGAAUUUGCAUGAUAAGAUGUCUUGAUGUUUGGAAGACACCUAUUCUUUUAUUAGUAAUUGGUAGGGUACCUAUGAUCUUGUUUUAGUCCUCCCCACGGGGAACUUUCUAUUUAAAGUUGGAAUAACUCAGUCGAGCCGGUGCUGGUAACGUGCAAGUUCAUGAAUCAAUCAAUAUCUGCUCAACUUGUUCCUUCCUCAUUAGAGAGGCAAGGAUACACGAAGCAGCAUUACUGGGGGUUACCUUAAACAUGCUUUGUAUGUUGAAUCUUGUAAAACUGUUAUGCAGUUUUGCCUCAUUGCUUGACAUGUAUACAAUGAAAAAACCUUUCCUGGACCGUGUAAUUACUCUUAAUGUGUGAUUAAGACAUUAAGUAAUAC
Molecule: messenger RNA, 1522 nt
Organism: Gastrolobium bilobum
Lineage: Eukaryota; Viridiplantae; Streptophyta; Magnoliopsida; Fabales; Fabaceae
Product: manganese-dependent ADP-ribose/CDP-alcohol diphosphatase-like
Exons: 2
Coding region: 189-1169 (326 amino acids)
Molecular function (GO): CDP-glycerol diphosphatase activity; 2',3'-cyclic-nucleotide 2'-phosphodiesterase activity; ADP-ribose diphosphatase activity
Source: RefSeq, a predicted model, not a curated record